AUGAAGACCGAAUUUGACAAAAUCGCGGAAGAGGCUGGGAAUGCUGAGCUCGAGGCUUGGGCUGCUAAAGUAAAGGCCGCGAACGAAGAGAUUGUCACUUUUGUAGGUCAGAAGCUGAGGGCCAAUGUUCCGGGAGAAUUCGUCCGAUAUCUUCAAGGUUCAUACAAUGUCAAUCUUGUCAUAAGAUUCGGCGAAGAAGACGUCGUCAUCAUUCGUUUCCCGAAGCGAGGAAUAACUGCUGCCAAGUUUCUCGAGGAAAAGCUUAGUCCAUAUAUCAUCAUGGAUUAUAUUGAGGGCACAGAGCUGUCAGAACUCUUGCAGCAGCUUCAAGACGAUCACAAAGAAGCAGAAGUCGAUCUUGUAUAUGAGCAGAUAGCCGACUACAUGCUCCAGAUUUCGCGACUGCACUUUUCGGCAAUUGGACCUAUCAAUAAGGAUACAUCGGGUGCAUGGACGGUGACUGACCGUCCUCUCAGCACAAACAUGAACAACCUAGCUUCUGUCGUUACAGACUAUCCGGCAGAUCAGUUUCCUGAAGCCGCGUUCACCAGCACCCAAGCCUUCCUUCAUUACCGUGCAGACGAGAAUUUGGUCCAUCUCCAAGUCCAGCGGAACCUUGCACACAGUCCUCAGGAUGCGGAAAAAUGCUUCAUCGCACGCCACAAGUUCAAACAGCUGAUCGAGCGAUUUUCCCCUCCAUCGGAAGCUGACAACGGCCCUUUCAUACCGUAUUGCCAUGACUUUCGUCCCAAGAACAUGCUCGCUAGCUACGAGGGUGGAUCGUUGAAGAUCGUAGCGGUUCUGGAUUUUGAAUUCGUCAACACCAUGCCCGCUCAAUUCGCUUACGACCCACCAUGGUGGCUCGCCAUGGUCAGUCCUGGCCUUAUGCUUGAGAAUUUCACCAUGGAGGACUUCGAAGAGUUAUACGUACCACGCUUAGAACAAUUCCUCCGAGCCAUGGGGAAGGCUGAGGAGAAGAAAAAUGCAAGUCAUGGGAGAGAGGCAUUCUCUCUGGCUAGUCGUAUGCGAGACUCAUGGCAGUCGAAGAGGUUUUGGUUCCACUAUGGAAUCAGGAAGGGCUGGAGUGUUGACGUGGUAUAUUGGAGCGCACUUCAUGUACCUGGAGACGAGAAGCUUAAGGAGGACUUGGAUCAGGAGAUGAGCUCGAUUGUUAAAAAGAAGAUGGAGCAAUUGGCGGCGUACGAAGCCGAGUGUGAGGCGCGCGGAAUGCUGUCAAGCAAUUGA
Messenger RNA from Alternaria metachromatica, 1245 nucleotides. RefSeq lists its product as uncharacterized. The transcript is spliced from 2 exons. The record is from RefSeq and is a predicted model, not a curated record. Lineage: Eukaryota; Fungi; Ascomycota; Dothideomycetes; Pleosporales; Pleosporaceae. The coding region runs from base 1 to 1245 and encodes 414 amino acids.